UUGAUUGAAAAAUGUUUAAUAAAUUAAGUCGACAUUGGUUGCAGCAGUAAAAAUCUGUAGGAAAAAAAGUAAAUUCGUGAUUCAAAAGUGCAUAAAAAUUUUAUACAGAAAUGAUUUCAACAUUUGCUACCAUAGCACCGCACCUGAAACUUAGUAGAAAAGUUAUAUCCAUCGACAAUGUUGGAUUCAAGUUUCAUUACCGACUAACUUUUAUAAUUUUACUUGUGUGCACAAUUCUCGUGACGUCAAGAAGCUACAUAGGUGAACAUAUCCGUUGUAUGGUUGGAGGAGGACCAACAAUUCCCGAGCAUGUUAUCAAUACAUUCUGCUUUUUUACAACAACCUUCACAAUAGUGCGUCACUUAAAUCAGACAUUACUCGAAAAAGGCAUAAUACCUCACCCGGGUAUUGGACCACUUUAUCCAGAUGAUGAAGUUACGCAUCACGCUUACUAUCAAUGGGUGCCAUUUGUUCUAUUCUUUCAAGCUGUCUGCUUUUAUCUUCCACAUUUAUUUUGGCGAUCAUGGGAAGGUGGAAAAAUAAAAGCACUAGUGGAUGGACUACAGAGAGUUUUACUAUCGAGAUAUAUUCGUGGCGAUGAGGAUGUGACGAUUAAUAAAGAUUAUACCAUAAAAGCUAUGUCGACGCUACAAAAAAAGCUUUCGACAAUAAAAAUCGCAUUUUUACGACACAUCAUCGUUAACCGUCACUGGGCAUCAAAAAUGAUAACUUGUGAAAUCAUGAACUUCCUUAAUUGCUGUCUACAAAUUUACAUAACACAUGUUUUCCUCGGUCGACAAUUUCUCCGUCUCGGCAUCGAUUUCAUACACGAUGAUUUUACUGGAGCGAUGGACUCACUCGACAUUGUCUUUCCAAAAGUCACAAAAUGUCAUUUUCACAAAUACGGCGCAUCAGGGUCUAUACAGAAGCAUGAUGCACUGUGUGUUAUGGCACUUAAUAUAAUUAAUGAGAAAAUUUUCGUUUUCCUGUGGUUUUGGUACUGCAUUCUAUUGACUGUUUCCAUUUUAUCACUUCUGUGGAGAUUAAUUACCGUGUGUCUUCAUUCAAGAUCAAAUGCAUUUAAUGGUUUUGUGUUUUCAACUGCAUGUCCCGGAAAAAUGAAUCCUUGGGACAUGAUUGUCGUCACAAAUGAAUUUUACUUUUCCGAUUGGCUGUUUCUUUAUUAUCUAGCAAAAAAUAUGGAACCAUUUUUAUUCCGAAAAAUGCUUCUCGAAUACAUCAUUCCAGAAGUUCAGAGUGAGAGAAAUUCAUUAAUUUAUGGACAUGAGGCAGACAGUGACACUGCAAGUUUAAAUGAAAAGGAAAAGUUGAAGGAAGAAGAAAACAAUGACGAAACAGAUGAUGACAGUUUACAUUCUAUAGACAUGGAAAGUGCACCAUCAAGUUGCUUGAUGGCUGUUAAUGAAAAGAAAGUUAAAUUUGUGUGAAUCGUGACUGUAAAGUUUUAUAAUUGACUGCUUAUUUAUUUGGAGAUAAUUAAUUUGUGACUUAUGACAUACCAUAGAUAAUGAAAUUGUUGCUGUUCUGUGUUAUGUAAUGACCUUUGGAGGUGUUUCGGUCAGAUAUUUGGGAUAUUAAGGAUGAAUUUGAGUUGAAAGCUUUAAAUUUUUAAAAUUUUGGAAAGUAAUUAAAAUUUGAGAAU
This is a messenger RNA of Chironomus riparius, 1663 nucleotides long. The record is from the annotation of a GenBank genome assembly. NCBI's taxonomy places the organism in Eukaryota, Metazoa, Arthropoda, Insecta, Diptera, Chironomidae.